Oncorhynchus keta (chum salmon) is the source of this 4006-nucleotide messenger RNA. It is a transcript of the gene pard6ga, whose product is annotated as par-6 family cell polarity regulator gamma a. Lineage: Eukaryota; Metazoa; Chordata; Actinopteri; Salmoniformes; Salmonidae. Gene Ontology annotation, molecular function: protein kinase C binding. Gene Ontology annotation, biological process: regulation of cellular localization; centrosome cycle; establishment or maintenance of cell polarity. Gene Ontology annotation, cellular component: apical plasma membrane; cell cortex; nucleus. Bases 7 to 1623 code for a protein of 538 amino acids. The record is from RefSeq and is a predicted model, not a curated record. The transcript is spliced from 3 exons.
GAUGUCAUGAUGGUUAACUUUACCCAAUCCUUCGGCCCCGGUCCCGCACCAGUCAGCGAGGAACAACACAGUUGUUUUUAUGUGACAGAAGAAAGCAGUAACUACUCCCGCAGAAGUACGGGAAAACGGCUUUGUAUGAAGAAGCGUAACUUUACGCACAGGCAGCAGACAGUGGAUCAAACUGAACCCACAGACGUAGUAGUCUACAACCCACACAGAACCCAAACUGAACCCAAACUGAACCCCAGUGGGGUUCUGAAGAAUAAGAAAAUGAAUCGGAGUUUAAGUAAAUCGCAGUCUUCUUUGCAGUAUCGUGCGACAGUGGAAGUGAAAAGCAAAUAUGGAGCAGAGUUCAGAAGGUUUUCCCUUAGCCGUUCCAACCCCGGGGAGUUCCAAGAUUUCUACAAGCUCAUCCUGCGCCUGCACCGUCUAACCAGCAUUGAUGUCAUCAUUGGCUAUGCAGAUAUCCAGGGAGAGCUACUCCCCAUCAAUAACGAUGACAACUUCUGCAAGGCCGUGACCACUGCUCCUACCUUACUGCGGAUCUUCAUACAGAGACAAGAGGAAGUAGACGACAAUACCUUCUGCCCCAAUGCCACUGUGACCCGCCGGAGGAAGGUGCCAGCGAUCCCCCUGCCACGCGGCGACGGGAACCGCAAAAGGCCCACGGUCCACAUCAGCAGGCCGCAGGACUUCCGUCCCAUCUCGUCCAUUAUUGACACAGAUUUCCUGCCCGCAUCUCAGCGCCGGGUGCGCCUUUACCGCCAGGGCUCAGAGAGGCCCCUGGGGUUCUAUAUCCGCGAUGGGACUACUGUGAGGGUGACUCCCCACGGCCUGGAGAAGGUACCUGGGAUCUUCAUCUCACGGCUGGUCCCUGGAGGCCUGGCUGAGAGCACAGGGCUGCUGGCCAUUAACGACCAGGUGCUUGAGGUGAAUGGGAUUGAGGUGAUGGGCAAGGUGUUAGACCAGGUCACAGACAUGAUGAUCGCAAACAGUCACAAUCUUAUCAUCACGGUGAAGCCGGUGAACCAGCGUAAUAACAUAGUGCGUACCGGCAGCUGGAUGUCGGGGAUAAACUCAGGCAGUGUCAGCUCUUUAGACUACCAGAGUUACCACAGCAUGCCCAUCUGCCAGAGUUACCACAGCAUGCCCAUCUGCCAGAGUUACCACAGCAUGCCCAUCUGUGUGGGAGCCUACAGCUUCACUGAUGACGAGCUGCAGAGCGACGAGGACUUGGACAUUGUGAUUGAGAGAAGACUCAGAAACUCAUCCCGUCGCUCCAGUGCCUCCACCUCCACAGCGUCCCGUUCCCAGGCUUGGUCCCAGCCCCAGCAGAGUCCUAGGCCUUCUCCUAGGCCAUCCACUCAACGCCCUCCCCGUCGACCUUACUCUGUCAUCUCCUCAACCUCCUAUCACUCACAACCCAGCCUCACUAACCUGAACCUCAGACUGAACCGAGACCUGACCCUGCAGCAGCACUACGGCAGCAGCCCAGCUAUCAGGGAGAUGAAUGGAGGUGUGUUUAACCACAGCAGCCUGCUCACCCUGAGGACAGAGCUACGACGCAGCCUGGUGCUACAGAGGGGAGGGGUGGAGGAGGACGGAAUGGUCAUCACCUUGUGAUUCUACAGUCAGAUUCUAGAACACUACAAACCACAGGGGGCUGCUGAGGGGAGGAUGGAAUGGUCAUCACCUUGUGAUUCUACAGUCAGAUUCUAGAACACUACAAACCACAGGGGGCUGCUGAGGGGAGGAUGGAAUGGUCAUCACCUUGUGAUUCUACAGUCAGAUUCUAGAACACUACAAACCACAGGGAGGGGGGGACGGCACAUAAAAAUGGCCAGAAUUAAGUGAAUGGUAUGGUAUAAAACACGUGUUUGAUUAAACCAUGUGCUUGAUGCAUUUGAUACCAUUCCACUCAUUCUGCUCCAGCCAUUACCACGAGCCUGUCCUCCCUAAUUAAGGUGCCACCAACCUCCUGUGCUACAGACACUGCCAGCCUUUGUUAUAACUUUUCAAUGCUUGAGACGGAGGAGACGUUUCUUAUUGGCUGAGUCCCAAAUGGCACCCCAUUUCCUAUAUAGCGCACUGCUUUGACCUGGACCCUGGUCACAAGUAGUGCACUAUAAAGGGAAUAGGGUGUUGAUGAUACAUUGUGAAUUCAGGGAUCUGACCUUUUGAACCCACUUAAAUGUUGUCCCUCUCAGCGUCAGUGUCUCAACACAUUUGAAACCACAAAGCGGAGCGCCUAAGUAUUUAAUAUGGAAAUAUUCAUGAAACACCAUUAUGUAAUUAUAAGUAAAUCCAGUUCUGGCACUUGUUGUUAUACUGUGAAUGUGCAUGUCCUUUACAUGUACUGCUGAUGCAUUGUGUAGAGAGAUUGUAUUAUUAAAGCUACAGCAAUGUUGUGGUUUUAUUAUGUCUCCCAAGUGGCACAGCGGUCUAUGUCACUGCACCUCAGCGCUAGAGGCGUCACUACAGACCCUGGUUCGAUUCCAGACUGUAUCACAACCGGCCGUGAUUGGGAGUCCCAUAGGGCGGCGCACAAUUGGCCCGUCAUUGUAAAUAAGAAUUUGUUCUUAACUGACUUGUCUAGUUAAAUAAUGGUUAAAUAAAUAUGUCUAAUGCCAUUUAUGAGGAAUAAAUCCUUAACUAUCACCUUACCAAAAUAUCAAGCCAUUACGUGUGUCCCAAAUGUCAUUAUGAACUGUGUCAUUAUGAAUUGUGUCAUUAUGAACUGUGUCAUUAUGAACUGUGUCAUUAUGAAUUAUGUCAUUAUGAACUGUGUCAUUAUGAACUGUGUCAUUAUGAAUUAUGUCAUUAUGAACUGUGUCAUUAUGAACUGUCUCAUUAUGAACUGUCAUUAUGAACUGUGUCAUUAUGAACUGUGUCAUUAUGAACUGUGACAUUCUGAACUGUCAUUAUGAACUGUGUCAUUAUGAACUGUGUCAUUAUGAACUGUGACAUUAUGAACUGUGUCAUUAUGAACUGUGACAUUAUGAACUGUGUCAUUAUGAACUGUGUCAUUAUGAACUGUGUCAUUAUGAACUGUGUCAUUAUGAAUUGUGACAUUAUGAACUGUGUCAUUAUGAAUUGUGACAUUAUGAACUGUGUCAUUAUGAACUGUGACAUUAUGAACUGUGUCAUUAUGAAUUGUGUCAUUAUGAACUGUCAUUAUGAACUGUGUCAUUAUGAACUGUGUCAUUAUGAAUUAUGUCAUUAUGAACUGUGUCAUUAUGAAUUGUGUCAUUAUGAACUGUCAUUAUGAACUGUGUCAUUAUGAAUUGUGUCAUUAUGAACUGUCAUUAUGAAUUAUGUCAUUAUGAAUUAUGUCAUUAUGAACUGUGCCAUUAUGAAUUGUGUCAUUAUGAACUGUGUCAUUAUGAAUUAUGUCAUUAUGAAUUAUGUCAUUAUGAACUGUGUCAUUAUGAAUUAUGUCAUUAUGAACUGUCAUUAUGAAUUAUGUCAUUAUGCAUUAUGUCAUUAUGAACUGUGACAUUAUGAAUUGUGUCAUUAUGAACUGUGUCAUUAUGAAUUAUGUCAUUAUGAAUUAUGUCAUUAUGAACUGUGUCAUUAUGAAUUAUGUCAUUAUGAACUGUCAUUAUGAAUGUCAUUAUGAACUGUGUCAUUAUGAAUUAUGUCAUUAUGCAUUAUGUCAUUAUGAACUGUGUCAUUAUGAACUGUGUCAUUAUGAAUUAUGUCAUUAUGAACUGUGUCAUUAUGAAUUGUGUCAUUAUGAACUGUGUCAUUAUGAACUGUGUCAUUAUGAAUUAUGUCAUUAUGAAUUAUGUCAUUAUGAACUGUCAUUAUGAAUUGUGUCAUUAUGAACUGUGUCAUUAUGAAUUAUGUCAUUAUGAACUGUGUCAUUCUGAAUUAUGUCAUUAUGAACUGUGUCAUUAUGAAUUGUGUCAUUAUGAACUGUGUGAGCCACUGGCAUUUGUAUCUGUGAGUUUUCAGCCCUUCUGUCCACAGACUUUGAUUAAAGAGGAUGUGGGCUAAAUAUCAA